AUGGCUGGAGAAGCCUGGGACACCAUCAGACAGCCCGUCCAACUAGGGAUCGGCAAUCCCCAGUUUCAAGUGGAGACUCAGAAAUAUUUUUGUGGCGUGGGCUCUCUACACCCUGAUGCCAUUCUGGUGAUUGGGGUCCUGCCCAAACUCAUUGGUCCUGAAGAGCUCCUUGGAGCCCAAGCCCUGCUAACAGGGUCUGGACUGCACAUGCAUGGGGCUAUGCUGGCAUUUGAGGACCUGCCUGAGCUCCACAAGCUUGGCAGCUCCAGCAGUAAAAGGCCAGUUGACAGGGUGUGCCCUGUGACUGCCUGUUUGCUGCUGGGGCAGGGAAGGAUUGGGCAGCAGGACAAAGUAUCCUUUGUUAGAAGACGCCUGGGGGUACUGGUUCUGGAAGAAACCUGGAACCCCAACAAGGAUCAAGUCCACAUGAGGACUGUUGCCCACCUGCAGCUGUCACAUUGGAGCAAUUUUCAGAAGGUGGGCUCUGACAUGGAGAUGUCAGAGAUUGUGCUGAGAUUAUGUUGGAGGGUGACUCGAGUUCUUCAGGCUUGGAGGGCUGGGACUUCCCAAGACUGGCUUGUGGGUCCGUACUUGACACAUGUGAACCAUGCAAGUCUGGAAUUUUGUGAUAUGCCAGGAUUCAUGAAUGUCAGACUUAAGAGCAGUGGUACAAGGUUUCAGCUCAAUGACCAGCUGGACUUUGAAUGCUAUGAUGGAUAUGAAAACAGACUUGGACACAUCACAGGCUCCAUAGUCUGUGGUCACACUGGUUGGUCUGAUACACCCACAUGUUAUGAUAAAGAAUGUGAGAUUCCUCUAAUAGAAAAAUACUUAAAUGUUGAGCCCAGAAAAGACAAAUAUAGAGUUGGAGAUAUGUUGAAAUUCUCCUGCAGACAAAGAUUCACAAGAGUUGGAUCAGAUUCGGUUCAGUGUUAUCACUUUGGAUGGUCCCCUAAUUUUCCAACAUGUAAAGUAAAGCUAGUAAAAUUGUGUGGCACACAUCCUCAACUCCCCAAUGGGGAGGUUAAAGAAAGAAACAAAGAAAAUUAUGAACACAAUGAAUUGGUGGAAUAUGUUUGCAAACCUGGAUUUUUGAUGAAGGAUCCUAAUAAAAUUCAAUGUGUUGAUAGAAAAUGGACAACGUUGCCUAUAUGUAUUGGUAAUGCCAGCACAUGUGGUGAUAUACCCGGACUUGAUUAUGGCUAUAUUGUUGAGUUUUCUGCCCCUCCCUAUCACCAUGGAGAUUCAGUGGAGUUCAAUUGCAGAGAAACAUUUACAUUGAUUGGACACAGAUCAAUUACAUGUGUUAGAGGAAUGUGGACCCAACCUCUUCAGUGUGUUGCAGCAAAUGAACUUAAGAAAUGUAAAUUAUCACAGUCAUUUAACUAUGAGAUGGUUGAGUUUGAUCAUAACACCAACAUAAGUUACCAAUGUAAAGGAAGAUCAGAACACUCAAUCUGCAUAAAUGGAAGAUGGGAUCCUGAAAUAGCCUGCACAAAGGAACUACAAACACAGUCAUGCCCACCUCCACCUCAGAUUCCCAAUGCUCAAGAUAUGACAACUACAGUGAAUUACCGGGAAGGAGAAGAAAUACCUGUUCUUUGUCAAGAAGAUUAUGUAAUUCAGGAUGCAGAAGAAAUUGUGUGUCAAGAUGGAAGAUGGCAGUCAAUACCAUGCUGUGUUGAAAAGAUUCCAUGUUCUCAACCACCUCGUAUAGAACAUGGAAUUGUGAAAGCAUCUAGUUCUUCAGAAGAAAGGAAAGAAACAUUUAAACCCAGGCUUUAUGCACAUGGCACUAAAUUAAGUUAUAUUUGUGAAGAUGGUUUCAGGAUAUCUGAAGAAGAUGGGAUAAUGUGCUACAUGGGAAAAUGGAGUUCUCCACCUCAGUGUGUAGGACUUCCUUGUUAACCACCAUAUUUGAUGACGCAUUGUAUUCUACCUCACAUAUUAGAUAGUUACCAGUAUGGAGUAGAAGUCACUUACAACUAUGCUGAAGGUUUUGGGAUUAAUGGACCCACAUUUAUAAAAUAUUUAGAAGGAAAAUGGUCCCAUCCACCAGAAUGCAUAAAAAUGUAUUGUUCUAGUUUACCUGACUUUGGUGAUGCCAUGCUCAUAGGCCCAAAGAAGGAAUCAUAUAGAUCAGAAGAAAAAGUGACUUAUACAUGUCCAGAAUAUUACCAAUUGGAUGGAUCCAAUAUUGUACAGUGUAUUAAGAGCCAAUGGAUGGGAAGGCCGAUAUGCAGAGAUGUUUCCUGUGUGAAUCCACCCAGAGUGAAAAAUGCUAUUAUAUUAAAUGAGAUGCCUAGGUAUCUACCUGGUCAGAGAAUAUGUCAUAUCCAUGUGUGCUAUCAGAAGAAACCAUGA
Molecule: messenger RNA, 2364 nt
Organism: Callorhinus ursinus (northern fur seal)
Lineage: Eukaryota; Metazoa; Chordata; Mammalia; Carnivora; Otariidae
Source: RefSeq, a predicted model, not a curated record